Molecule: messenger RNA, 3971 nt
Organism: Engraulis encrasicolus (European anchovy)
Lineage: Eukaryota; Metazoa; Chordata; Actinopteri; Clupeiformes; Engraulidae
Product: SLIT and NTRK-like protein 3
Exons: 2
Coding region: 74-1402 (442 amino acids)
Cellular component (GO): extracellular matrix
Molecular function (GO): protein binding
Source: RefSeq, a predicted model, not a curated record
GCCAGGACCGCAAAUCUACCGCCAACUCAUGGUGCAUCUGUCUGUGGAAAAGUAACAGGUCUCCACUGAAAUCAUGUCAGCAACAAAAGGGAUUAUGUCACUGAAGACGUUUCUCCUCCUGUACGCAUGGCUGUUGACAGAGGCUACAGAAGAUGACUGCGAGUGUCCUAUGGCAACAGUUUUGGUGGAGUUUCCCGUCACCCUGCCUGCGGGAGCCUGCUGUCUCAACUACUCUGGGUCUGCUUUUGGCCAUGUGCAGUGGGAAGCCUUCUCCUCUCACCCCGCUCUUCAGGUCCUGGAUCUGUCCCACUGCAACAUCAGCCAGAUUCACAACGGCGAGAGCGGGGCGGCCCCAGCCAUGCUGCGGGAACUAUUCCUGGGACACAACAGUCUCUCUGUCCUGCCGGAGGGGUUCCUGACCACCGCGUCCAGACUCAGAGUGCUGGACCUCGGCAUCAACCGACUGCACGCUCUGCCGGAGUCGCCCCUGUGGAGCUCGGAGGAGCUUCAGGAGCUGGACCUGAGAGGAAACCGUCUCACGACUCUUCCCAGCGGCAUCCUCACGAGACGCGACGGCUGGCAACGGCUGGACCUGUCCCACAACCUCUGGGACUGCACGUGCUCUCUGGUAGGGGACCUUCACGGUGACCACGGCCUUCACAACACCAGCACGGUGUCCCGCAGUGGUAGUAGUAGUGGCAGUCUGGAAGCGGUGCUGGGGAAUCUGACCUGCUCCGCUCCCUGGAGCCUGGAGGGGCAGAGCGUGUGGUCCGUGCAGCGGACAGACGUGUGCCAGCCGGCCGGGCUCACCGCCCUCUUCAUCCUGCUGCCCUUGUUCAUGCUGGUGGUGCUGGUGCUGUGCUGGUGCUGCGGCAGGAAGAGGAAAAGGAAAGAGACCCCGGCCUUUGGCCCGGCAGGAAAGAAAGGAUCUGGCGGCGGCAGCAGGGGUGCGCAGCUGGCCAACUGCAACGGGCGCUGGAGCCACGCCAAGCCGCAGACGGCGGCGCUGCCCGGCGGUGGCGGUGGCGGCGGCGGCGAGUUGAGCGUGCCCAGAGAGGGCAGCAAGGAGGGCAUCAUGAAGAACCAGCUGAUGCUGCGGCCGGCCUCGGCCCUGCUGGGCAGCACGCGGGACAUCUACGAGGAGGUGGAGAUCCGCCUGGGCUCGGCCGAGUCCCUGGCGCAGACGCGGCCGCCCUCCUCCGUCUCCACGGAGCGCCAGCCGUCCCAGGGGCGGGGCAGCAAGGCCGACCUGGAGACGGUGAGCGUCACCGAGGUCAUGAAGGACUCGGCCGACCGAGAGAAGGCCUACAUGACUCAGUCCACGGAGUACUACAGCCUCGUCCCCGCCAUCGAGAUAGAGGAUUCCGACCAUGGGGAGUACGAGAGCGUGGACUUGUCGUGACCAGCAUCAUACGAACAAUAGGAUGGAAGGAUUUGUAAACAUUUUUAGUAUGUGGGUUUGCAGGUUCUGUUUUGACUUCGUGGUCAAAGAAGCAGUCUGGUUGAUCAAAGAAGCGCAGAGUACCGCUGAUCUCCUGGAAUGCGAUGCAGGAACUGGAGGAGGGUAAUCCUGUCAAUUGUUCAAAGGUAAACUGCAGAGUCGUAAGAAGACGUCUCUGCUAUCAGGGCUACAUUCCUGGUUGCAAGUGCUAUUGUUUGACUCCAUUCAGAGUGUGAGAACUGCUCAAAUGAGACUGCAGGUAAACUCAUAAUUAAACCCUGAGAGCCAGUGACUGGCACCGAGAAUUCUGGGGGAUUUUUUUUGGUUAGGGCACACUGAAGUGGAACGAUUUUUCUGUGCCACCAGAGACACCGUACAGGGUAUGGAGGUCAAACAUGUUCAUGUCAUGUGUCAUUAUUAUUUGUGAACAUUUUGUAAAUGUUUUGUUUGAUUUGGAUUUCACUGGCUUGUUUGUGCUUUCUGUUGACUGACCUUAACUGUUUUUUAAGUAAUGCUGCUAAAUUGCAAGUCAAGUCAAGUCAGCUUUAUUGUCAGUAUCUUCAUAUGUACAGGUCAUACGAGGAAAUUGAAAUGACAUUUUUCUCUACCCAAUGCAAAGACAUACUGUAGAUAUACGCAGGACUGACAUUAACAAGACAUUAAAGUGCAAGACUGGACUAAUAACAGUGUAACAAGUAAUAAGUAAUAAUAAACCGAUGAAGUAAUAAAUAACAAUUGAAACAUCUAACAUUGAACAUUUAACAUGCAGGGGGGAAAAUAGCGGAAAUUGUUUUCAUAUCUAUAGAUCAGGGAUGUCAAACUCAGGCCCGGGCCAAAUUUGGCCCGCGGAGCCAUUUUAUUUGGCCCGCGAGAUCAUUUCAAAUGUGUAUUACAGUUGACCCACAUACACCAUAACUGUGUAGUGUAUUAAGAUUUGAACAUGACAAUGUGUAUAUCACAGGAUUAUGGGCCCAGGCCAUUGAAACAGCUCACACUCAAAUGCAGCAGAAUAUGUGCAGGCACAUUUGAACUAUAUGGGAAUCUGUUUAAACAUAAAUUUAAACAUGAGCAAUUUUAGCCAAUUUUUGAAAAUAAAAAAUAAAUAAAUAUUGAGUUUGGCCCGCGACUUCGCUCCAGAUUUUGAUCCUCGGUCAAUUUGAGUUUGACACCCCUGCUAUAGAUGUUUAAAUAAUUCUACUAUGCCUGACGGGUCUGGAUCUGCCCCACUAUCAGUGUUUAUGAUGCAAGGAAACAUGGUGGAGAGGCAAACCUGUAACACACCAACCAACCAAACAAACAACAAAUGUCUCCAUGCUCUCUCUCUCUCUCUCUCUCUCUCUCUCUCUCUCUCUCUCUCUCUCUCUCUCUCUCUCUCGCACUCUCUCCAGUAGAGUCAGGUGAUGUCAUCUAUUGUUUUAUAACUCUAGGUCACUGCCUGUCAGUGCACCCCUCUUUCCUGUGGGAGAUGGGCUUCAGGUCUGUCAAGAUAAACGCUAUGGCACCUGUACUAAUAUUCAAAGCCACAAGGAAAGAAAAAAGAUUUACGUAUGCUGACAACAAUGGCUGUUAGGGUGAUAUCAUCUGAAGGCCAUAGAACAUGCGCGUCCGCCUCACAAGAGCCCACCGAUAAGGACAUGAACAGUUUAGAGACUCUGAUAACGCGAUCUGCCAUCUGCUCAUUUCAGUGGCUUACAAAUGGGGAAAGGGAUUCAACACUACGUCCUGUAGAAAGUAACCAGGGACGCUGUGCAGUUAAAGUGCAUCAGCAUAUGAAAAACAGCAGAGCUAGGUAAAACACUGCAGGUAGAUAAGAUCUGUGUCAUCAGCUUGACUUUACAAAGAAGCAGAGUAAGCUCAUUUGACUGCUGACAGAAAGAGAGAAAAGUGAGGCUCUAUCGGGUUGUUGUAGCCUAAAGCUACAAUUGUGAGACUGAGGUUCUAGAUUUCCCAUCUGAAUAUCUCUUUCUGUCAUCAAUGCAAGUGUUUGUAGUAGAUGUUUAAGGGAGGAGCGCCCCCAUUUCACUGAGGCACGUGUGCGCAUAGGUGUGAUUUCACUGGAAUGAAACAGUCAUGUCCCAAUACAAAUACGACGUAAUCAGGUCAAAGUGAGGACUUGGUAUUCUUGACUGGAUUUGAAAACCAUGGCUUUAUAUUUUGUGUCUUUGUUUGGUCUGCCUAUGUUCAAAAUGUGACUUUGAACUACUAUACUUUGUCUUAAUAUGACACAACUCUUACGCUUCACUUUCCACACUAUGUCAGAAAAAUGUAUUUGUAUUUUUUAUUAUGUCAAUAUUCUGUCAUUCCCCACUAUCUUGUACGUGUUGUUCGUUGUGCACUUGGUGUAAAGCUAUUUUUGUUACAUAUAUUAGAACCACAAAAGAAACAAAAAAAGAACCUACAAAUAGGUUCAAAGUGCCCUGUAUGUAAAAACUACAAAUGAAACUGGUUCUGAACCUGCAGCAAAUGCCUUAUUGUGAACAUUUUGGCACAGGAGGAAUAUUUAUUUCUGUCUUAAAAAUAAAUGAUUUUG